Achroia grisella is the source of this 1697-nucleotide messenger RNA. RefSeq names its product mitochondrial carrier protein Rim2 (gene Rim2). Gene Ontology annotation, molecular function: pyrimidine nucleotide transmembrane transporter activity. Gene Ontology annotation, cellular component: mitochondrion; mitochondrial membrane. The coding region runs from base 366 to 1460 and encodes 364 amino acids. NCBI's taxonomy places the organism in Eukaryota, Metazoa, Arthropoda, Insecta, Lepidoptera, Pyralidae. The record is from RefSeq and is a predicted model, not a curated record. The transcript has 8 exons. Gene Ontology annotation, biological process: pyrimidine nucleotide import into mitochondrion; mitochondrial transport.
UGUGGUGUCGUACAUUCAUCACGUCACGUACGCAUUUAAUACUGUGUGCGUCGACUACGCGAGAACUUACAUUAGUGUGUGUAAAUUGUUACGAGACGUCUUAUAUGUCCGUUGUGUUCGUAUGUACUCUCUUGAAUUAAUAUUAUUUUCAAUAUAAAUUCACAUAUUAAAUCAGUGAUAUUGCUCGAGAUAUUCAACUGUGACUUAUAUUAGUAAUCACACAAAUACUUGUUAAUGAAACAAUUGUAUCAGCGUAUUGACUCUAGUUGUUUUGAUCAGUGCUAUAAAAAGUGUUUGUGCAUUUGUUUAUUUAUAGACAGUCGCAAUUUGCAGUCAUGUAAUUAUUCUGUUCCUUUGGCCGUACAAUGUCUCAGAAGGAUACAGCGAUACAUCUAGUAGCCGGCGGGGUUGCAGGGACAGCUGGAGCUGUUGUGACAUGUCCAUUGGAAGUUGUGAAGACUAGGCUACAGUCCUCGAAGGGUGUAGGAGUGCCACCAUCACAACCUCCACCCUCUGACAGUGCUGCACAUACUAGGAAAAUCUGUUCAAAGAUACCAAAACACCAGGAGGCCAAAUGGGGCUACAGACGCACAAUGGGUGCAAUGUUCGCGUACAGCAAGCAAGCAGAUCGUAUGCUGAUGUCGUACAAUUGUCAGGUACAGCAGUACACGAGAGCUAGCCACGCCAGGACCACGAGAGGGAUGAGUCUGAUUCAGUGCAUAAGACAUAUUGUCCAAACCGAGGGAACUAAGGCCUUAUUCAAAGGUUUAGGGCCGAAUAUAGUGGGAGUUGCUCCUUCGAGGGCUAUUUAUUUCUGCACAUAUUCACAAGCUAAGGCCAUUUUAAAUCAGAAUAUACCGCCUGAUACACCUGUGGUGCAUCUAUCCGCGGCCAGUGCUGCAGGGUUUGUAUCCUGUACUAUGACUAAUCCUAUAUGGUUUGUCAAGACUCGGCUGCAGUUGGAUGGGCAAAACAUGACGGCUUUGCAAUGUAUCAAAAAAAUAUACUCCAAAACGGGUAUAAAAGGCUUCUACAAAGGUAUCACAGCUUCAUAUAUGGGAAUUAGUGAGACUGUAGUACACUUCGUGCUAUACGAGGGUGUUAAGGCGAGACUGAUGGCAGCGAGGAGUGUAGACGGCGUCCCAAGCGACCAGCGCUCCCCAAGAGACUUUCUUGAGUUCAUGGGAGCUGGUGCCUUCUCAAAGACAGUGGCGUCAUGUAUUGCAUAUCCACAUGAAGUAGCAAGAACACGACUGAGGGAAGAAGGUGAUAAGUAUCGAAAAUUCUGGGAGACAUUACACACAGUUUGGAAGGAAGAAGGAUACAGGGGUGUAUAUAGGGGCUUAGGCACUCAACUGGUUCGCCAAAUACCAAAUACAGCGAUCAUGAUGUCGACAUAUGAAGCUGUUGUGUAUCUCCUAACGACACAUUUCAAUAGUUCCUUCUAUGAGAACACCUAGCAAUCGACUGCAGCCGCGUAGGUCCCGGAGCGACAUAAUGCCUGAACCCAGAAUCGUAGUCUAGAGGUUUGCAAUCGACGAGAUUCGAGAGCCGAUUUUGUAUGAGUACGGUAACAGUGACGUCUCAAUUAAUUAUUAUAUCGUUGUUUAUUUAGAUGAUGCCAGUUUUGGAGCCAAAAUCUUGACGCCAGUGUACGUAGGCACAUAACAAAAGUUCUAAGCGCAUUCUAUGUCACU